AUUUUCAUCCUCUGACUCUUUUCCAGUGGCUGCAGUUUUGUGCUUACCCCCUAUUGUGUCUAUCUGUUUCAAAUUUGCAAUUCUUCACUACACUCAAAACCUGCUCUCUGACACAAAAAAAAAAAAAAAAAAAUUCCCUCCCAACAUUCUGUUAUCUUCCACCAUGGCCACCACCACCAUCACAACAACAACAACAGAGCGAGACAUCUCACGUGCUUCCCGCAUGCACGACUACACCACCACAGACGAUGAAGACGAAGAUGUCGUUGAAGACAGCGAGGAGGACAACCAAGAAGAAAGAGAAGAGCGCGGUGGGGCGGAUGACAGCACCGUCAAGCAGGGUUGGUUGUGCGGCGGAGGUCGGCGGCUGGCAGCAGUGGACACAAGGGGGAAGUGGUUGGAGGAGUGGAAUAGAGCGUACCUGCUGGUUUGCGCGGCGGGGCUGUUCGUGGACCCGCUCUUCUUCUACGCCCUCUCUGUCAGUGACUCCUGCAUGUGCCUCUUCGUUGAUGGGUGGUUCGCCGUCACCGUCACCGUCCUCCGGUCCAUGACUGAUGCUCUUCACCUCUGGAACAUCUUGCUCCGCUUCAAGAUGCCCAAGCGCAACUCCGGCUUCGGCAGCGUUGCGCCGCGUGGCUCCGUCGCUCUUACCUAUCUUAGGUCCCGGAGGGGCUUCUUCCUUGACCUCUUUGUCAUUCUUCCUAUACCUCAGAUUGUGCUUUGGGUGGUAAUCCCUUCUUUGUUAGAGAAAGGAUCAACUACAGAGGUGAUGACAGUGUUGUUAAUCAUGUUUCUUUUCCAAUUCCUUCCCAAAAUUUAUCAUUCUGUAUCUCAUCUUCGACGCACACAAAACCUCUCUGGCUUCAUCUUUGGAACCGUUUGGUGGGGAAUCGCCCUUAACAUGAUCGCCUAUUUUGUCGCUUCCCAUGCAGCUGGGGCUUGUUGGUACUUGCUGGGGAUGCAAAGGGCAGCAAAGUGUCUGAAAGAGCAGUGCCAGAAAACAGGUGGUUGUGGAAUUCAAAUGCUGUCUUGUCAUAAGCCAAUGUAUUAUGGAAGCACAAGCUUAUUGAGUAGGGACAGAGCAAGAUUGGCGUGGGCAGAGAACAGAGAAGCAAGGUCUACAUGCUUAGAUGGCCCUAAUAAUUACAACUAUGGAGCUUAUAAAUGGACUGUUCAACUUGUCACCAACGGUAACCGAUUGGAAAAGAUACUUUUUCCUAUUUUCUGGGGCCUAAUGACUCUCAGCACUUUCGGGAACCUGGAGAGCACAACGGAAUGGCUAGAAGUAGUUUUCAACAUCAUUGUGUUAACCAGUGGCCUUCUUCUUGUCACCAUGUUGAUUGGAAACAUCAAGGUAUUUUUGCAUGCAACAACAUCAAAGAAGCAAGCGAUGCAAUUGAAGAUGAGGAAUAUUGAAUGGUGGAUGAGGAAAAGGCACUUGCCUACAGGGUUUCGGCAGCGCGUGAGGAACUAUGAGAGGCAGCGAUGGGCUGCAAUGCGAGGAGUUGAUGAAUGUGAGAUGACCAGAAAUCUCCCUGAGGGACUAAGAAGAGACAUCAAGUACCAUCUUUGCUUAGAUUUGGUGAGACAGGUGCCACUAUUUCAACACAUGGACGAUCUGGUUCUAGAAAACAUCUGUGACCGGGUGAAGUCUCUGAUAUUCACAAAAGGAGAAACAAUAGCUAGAGAAGGAGACCCAGUUCAAAGAAUGUUGUUUGUAGUGAGAGGUCACCUACAAAGCAGUCAAGUCCUGAGAGACGGCGUCAAGAGUUGCUGCAUGUUAGGACCCGGAAACUUCAGCGGCGACGAGCUUCUUUCAUGGUGCAUGAGGAGGCCUUUCGUCGAACGCCUUCCGCUCUCUUCAUCCACGCUCACCACACUGGAAACCACAGAGGCAUUUGGCCUUGAAGCGGAGGACGUGAAGUAUGUGACACAACAUUUCAGGUACACUUUUACAAAGGAAAAGGUGAAGAGAAGUGCCAGGUACUACUCACCUGGGUGGAGAACUUGGGCUUCUGUGGCCAUUCAACUGGCGUGGAGGAGAUACAGACACAGGUUGACUUUGACCUCCUUGUCCUUUAUAAGGCCUAGGAGACCCUUGUCACGAUCCACUUCUUUAGGAGAGGACAGGCUUCGACUCUACACUGCCCUGUUAACCUCACCAAAGCCUAAUCAGGAUGAUUUUGAGUUUUGAGAUUAUCAAGAUGAUGCAUGUUGAUGUGGGUGGGGAAUUUAAUUGAUUGCUUGGUCUUCUAAGUGGUGAGAAAAUUUUAUUAUGAAUCAUCUUGUCGGCUUGUAAUGUUAUAUGUUAAUUGGUUGUAUUUGGGUGUGAAAAGUGGAGGGUGGGGGGGGGGG
Molecule: messenger RNA, 2355 nt
Organism: Lotus japonicus
Lineage: Eukaryota; Viridiplantae; Streptophyta; Magnoliopsida; Fabales; Fabaceae
Product: cyclic nucleotide-gated ion channel 4-like
Exons: 6
Coding region: 164-2194 (676 amino acids)
Biological process (GO): transmembrane transport; monoatomic ion transport
Cellular component (GO): membrane
Molecular function (GO): monoatomic ion channel activity
Source: RefSeq, a predicted model, not a curated record